Molecule: messenger RNA, 4516 nt
Organism: Parasteatoda tepidariorum (common house spider)
Lineage: Eukaryota; Metazoa; Arthropoda; Arachnida; Araneae; Theridiidae
Biological process (GO): actomyosin structure organization
Cellular component (GO): cytoskeleton
Source: RefSeq, a predicted model, not a curated record
GUCAAGAUAAAUUUUUUUUUUAUAUAUUAUUAUUCUCAAGUAGUCAAACAGGUGAAGUAAAAGCGAACGGCGAAAGAAUAGAAGGGUGUUGUUAUGGUGCAUGUGUUUAGCAUGAUAGAAAUGGUGGCUUUAUGAAAUAAAUUACAUGGAAUGUUAACAUGAGGAUAUCUAUCGUUUUCCUAUAUAGACUUUUAAUUAUGUUAUAAUUGUAAUUUGUGUGUUGUUCAAAUUCAUUGUGUUCGAGCAUGCUGCGUUUCCUUAGCAAACGAUUUAGCCGUUCAACUCGAGGAGGUAAACAUCGAGCAACUGAAGGCAAAACACCUACAAAGCCUGGAAAAAAUGUUUUACCUUGCAAAAUUAUAUUAUUGGAUGGCUCAGACUUGUCUGUUGAUGUACAUAAACGAGAUAUGGGGAGUGCUUUGUAUGAACAAGUCUUCUACCAUAUUGACCUAACAGAAAAAGAUUAUUUUGGUUUACAAUUCACAGAUGCAAACCAUGUGCAGCAUUGGUUGGAUCCUACGAAGCUUAUCAAAAAACAAGUGAAAAUUGGACCACCUUACACACUGCGUCUUAGAGUUAAAUUUUAUUCUUCUGAACCCAAUUCCUUAAGAGAAGAGCUUACAAGGUAUUUAUUUUUCUUACAACUAAAACAAGAUAUUCUUUCUGGGCGAUUACCAGUGGAUUAUGAUGCAACAGUAGAACUAUCUGCAUUCGCCUUACAAUCUGAGCUUGGUGAUUAUGAUCCUGUCCAGCAUACUCCGGGAUUUGUAUCAGAAUUCCGUUUUGCGCCUGACCAAACUGAACAAAUGGAGAUUGACAUUUUGAAUGCUCAUAAAUCAUGCAAAGGCCAAACUCCUGCACAGGCUGAGCUUAAUUAUUUAAACAAGGCUAAAUGGCUUGAAAUGUAUGGAGUUGAUAUGCACACAGUCUUGGGUAAAGAUGGUAAUGAGUAUUCUUUAGGACUCACUCCGACAGGAAUUCUAGUCUUUGAAAAUAAAACUAAAAUUGGAUUGUUCUUCUGGCCCAAAAUAACCCGUCUAGACUUUAAAUCAAAGAAGUUGACUUUGGUGGUCGUAGAAGAUGAUGAUGAGGGCCGGGAACAAGAACAUACUUUUGUAUUCCGACUGCACAAUCAGAAAGCUUGCAAACACCUGUGGAAGUGUGCAGUUGAACAUCAUGCUUUCUUUCGCUUGAAAGGUGGUCAGAAACCUAUAAAUGCUCGUCAAAAUUUCUUGCGAAUGGGAUCAAGAUUUAGAUAUAGUGGGAAAACCGAAUAUCAGACAACCCAAAAUAGAGCAAGAAGAACUGUUCAGUUUGAUCGCCGUCCAAGUCAGCGAUAUUCUCGUAGACCAACUCAUGAUAGAAGGCGAGAUCGUGAAAGAGAUAGAGAAAUUACUGAUGAACUUGCAAAUGCUCUAAGAAAUGAAGACAGAGGUCUAAGUGCUCUACCUGCCAACCUCACCUCAGUCGAGCCAAGUCAGAGUGCCACAGACAGUCCAGCCAAGUCGGUAGAUGCUCAACCAGCUUCUACUGUAAAAGAAACUGUGUUGGAGCCAUCAACAUCAUCUGAUAUAAAGAAUCCCGUCCCGCUUUCUAAUGGCAUUGUCAAGGAAAGUGCUGAAGAUCGAUUGGAUAAUUUAAUUAAAUCACUCACUAAAGGCAAACCUAGUGCUGAGAACACUGAAAUAAAUAAUGAGCUUUCUUCUUUGUCAGCUCAUAAAAAAGAAAUUCCAAGCCCAUGUGAUGUUACAGAUGUGGAUGAUGUCAUUCUCUUAAAAAAGGGAAAAGAAUCCCAUCCUGUAACUGUACCUACUACUAGCAAAGAUACCAAUACUUUAAAAAAUAACCAAAUGAAAGUAUUGGGUGGAGCCAAGCCAAUUCCUGCUGACCAGAUGAAAUGCAAUAUCUUAAAAGCUAAAAUGGAGGAAGAAAACAAAAAGAUUUCUUGUGAAAAGGCUCCUGUAGUUGUCGAUUUUCUGAAAGAGAAAAAACUUCUGGUUGAUAUUGAACAGGAUCAACCGCUUAUUCAAAUUAACGGUGAUAAGAGUCCAGAAGUAACCAGACAGCACUCAGCUGCCAAUGGUAAAGAUGCAUCCACUAUAAACAUUCCCUUAAAGAAAUCUCUUAAUGAUGAGGCAGAAGUCCCUGUUACGUCUACCGUUCCAAACGGUAGCAAGCUAUCUUCAAAACCCAUACCACCCCCUCGACAAAUAUCUCUUACUACCGAAGCUCUAAAGUUAGACUCUCUAAGCGAUACUACUGCACCUCUUUUACCUUUAAAAAUUCCUAUUUCAACUCCUUCACCCACUCUCCCUUCACCUCCUUCACUUUCUCCUCUAACCAUUGAACAUGUUCAAAUUAAUGGCUCUUCUGUUAUCAAUGUACCUCAACCAGCCAAAUUAACCGUUCAUAAAUCUACCGAACUUACUAAACUCCUUGAGGAUGCUGUUCAACAAAUGAAAUCUAUGCAUCUCUCUACUGUUUCUGAUACUAACAAUGGUAAAAAGUCUCCCUUAGAAAAUUCUACUUUUAACGUGAUACCUUUUUCUGAUAUCGCUUCUCCGAAAGAAUCAGCUAUAGAAGAAGGAUCGUUGAAAGAUGAAAUGGAGAAACCACGUGUUCUAACAGAGGAAAGCAUUAAUGGGAUGAUUAUUACACUGAAAGAGGAAAGUCAUAGGCAUAUUCAAGAGACAUCAUUUGCUGGCGCAAAUCCUGUUACCCGCUCUGUAUCUUCAGCUAGUAAUCGUGAUAUAUCAGUUCAAGCCAUUAUGAAAGUUUCCAAAACAUCACAACUGUCGCCGUGGCAUGUUGACAGUAGUAAUGGAGUGGCAUCACCUGAAAACCCAACGACCAUUCGUCGCACCGUAAUGACUACUGAACUUUGAUGUGCAUUUAUUAAACUUGUAUUAUAAUUUUUAUAGUGAGUCUCAUGAAAACGGUUUUGUCGUGAACAUAAAAAGUAAUCAAUUCUUUGUUUGACUUAUAAAUAUUUAUAACUGUAAAAAAGGAAUUUUGAAGUGUUUUCUGCUGCUGUUGUAUGUUAAAUAUUUUUGAUAUCGCGUCAUUGAAACACAGGGUCUUUAAAAAUUAAGUAAUUGAUGAAUUUUCAAGUAAACUUUAAAAUGUAAAAGCUUUAUAAAACUUUUAUGAUGCAUGUAUUAAGUAUAAAAAUGUUUUAAACUGUAUCUUUUAGUUUAUAUAUCAUGUUAAAUGUUUUCAGUACUGUUUACUAACAUUUCAAGCAUUUUAAAGUUUAUUUUUUAUAACAUGUGAAAUAUUAUUUAGCAGAAUAGGGAAAUUAGGGAAAAGUCAAGGAAUUUCAUCAAUCAGGGAAAUGUCAGAAAAUGUAAUUAAUAUAACCAAAAAAAUUGGGAUAAAAGAAUCAGUUGAAGUUAUAAAUUAAUACAAUUUUGAUAUCAAGGUUUAAGUGUUUUGUUAUAUGUUUAUCUAUAAAAACGAGGUGCAAUGGAAAAAUUAAUGAUAAAAUUUUUUUGCCGCCAUUACAAAAGUCAGGAAAUUUUUUCGUGUUUAGAUAUAAAAAGAAGCAACAAUUUUUUUAUUAAAUAAUUCAUAAAAACCUAUAAAUAUGAUUGAUACUUUUACAAAUUUUGUAUUUUUAAGAUCCUGUGCCUUCUUAUUUAGUGAUUUUUUUUUUUUUUUAAUUUUAAAAAUAUUAGCUACUAUUCAAUAGUUCCUUAUUACAGAGAUGUAACUCUCUCUCAUUCCGUCCAUUGUUGAUUUUAAACUAUUUAUACAACUUUAUGAAUUUAAAAUUUUAACUUUUUAAGUAUAUUGCAAAAGUGAUAAUAUAUUAAAUAGUUUUAAACUUCUUACAAAGAUUUUAAUCUAAAUGAUAUAAUGCAUUAUUUAUAGAUGAAUUCUUUAUUAUAUUAUGCAGUUAUAUUUUUUUUAAAUAAAUCGUGCUUUAAUACUUGUGAAAAAAAAUUAUAUAAACUAUAACCUAAAGUCAAAUUGCAGUCUUAACUUUCUCUACAUCUAUUGCUCAAUGAGAUUUUAAUUGCAAAACAAUAGACAUUCCGUUUAAUAUUUAAUUGUUAAUUAAUAUUAAAAGGAAUUUUCAGUUGAUAUUUUAUUCUUAUUGCUAAAUUUAUUGAGUGCUAUUAUUUAGCCAUAAUUAUUUAAAUUUAAUUAAUUCACAAUGUAUUCAAUUAUUCAUCUUAAUAAAAUGUAUUUCACUCAUUUUAAAAAAUGUUAAAGUUGUAAUCACAGAAUAAUUUGUGAAAUUAUAAAUUUUUCUUUGUUAAUUAUGUUUUCCUAUAUAGAGUGAUAUGUAACUUAUGUUUAAAUUGUGCCAAGAUGUUUUUGUUUGCCAUACAUGAUUUUGUAUUUUCAUUCGUCUUUUAUGUUCAUAUUCGCUUUAUUAAAGUGUGUAGUGGAUCUCAAGCUGACAUGAGGUUGCAUUUUGUAUAUUAUGUAUUAUGUAAUUAGUUAUUAGUGGAUAUUGUGUAUGAAAUUCAGAAAUAUUCCGUUUUGGAAUAAAGAAGUUAAAAUUCUA